Molecule: messenger RNA, 1416 nt
Organism: Aspergillus ruber CBS 135680
Lineage: Eukaryota; Fungi; Ascomycota; Eurotiomycetes; Eurotiales; Aspergillaceae
Product: aldo/keto reductase family protein
Exons: 3
Coding region: 300-1292 (330 amino acids)
Source: RefSeq, a predicted model, not a curated record
AGGCCCGGAACUUGGAAACUCUCCAGCCGUUUCUCAUCAUUUAGGGGGUACAUGUUACUAGUUUCUCCGGAGUACAGAUAACAAGUCAAAUGCGAUCAUCCAUAAAACAAAUGACCCACCGUUAGCGUUCGUUCUAGAGAAUUAUUGUUUGCGAAAAUAUUACCACCGUCGAAUUUGUGUGUUUAUAAGUACAUGACUCUCAUUGCCCUGUAUUCCGGGGCAUUGCAACGGGUUUAACCUGGGGCCGAUUUUUGUCUUCUCAUUCUCGUUUUGCCUUGCUUUUCUGUAACCAGAACAUUAUGAAGGCUAUCUUCGGGGCCAUGAACAUUGGCGAUCCCGGGGACAGUAGAACCCGGGUUCACACCGUUGAAGAAGCCAAGCAGAUGAUCGACACAUUUCUUGAGUACGGACACAAAGAUAUCGACACUGCCCGGAUCUACGGGAAUGGAUCGUCGGAAGAGUUUCUGGGCAAAAUGAACCUGACCGGCGUGAGCCUGGACACGAAGCUUUUCCCAUCGGCUGCCAAUGUGACCGUGGCGGCAUCUUCAAUUGAAUCCUACCACCAUACUCCCGAGGACUUGCGGCGCGGACUGCUGGCCAGCCUGAAGGCUUUGAGGGUUUCCAAAGUGCAUGUGUUCUAUCUCCAUAGCCCCGACAGAACAGUUGCGUUUGAAGAUACAUUGCGCGAAGUCAACAGGCUAUACCAGGAAGGGUAUUUUGAAGAACUGGGUAUCAGCAACUACCAGUCCUGGGAGGUGGCCACCAUCUGUCACAUCUGCGAAAAGAACGGGUGGGUGAAACCUAGUGUCUGCCAAGGAAUUUACAAUGCGUUUCAUCGUGCGGUUGAGCCCGAAUUGCUUCGCUGCCUGCGCCACCACAACAUCUCUUUCUAUUGCUUUAACCCACUGGCUGCCGGUAUGUUGACCAGUCGCUACACCCGGGAAACUGAUGAGUACGUGGCGGGAGGCCGAUUUGAUCCCCGAACCGGGCCCGGUAAACUCACUCGCAAACGGUAUCACCACUCCCUUUAUUUCGACGCAUUGGAUUGCCUCCGGCCCGUGGCCAAGCGGUUUGGAAUCAAUGAAGUGAGCUGCGCGCUACGGUGGCUCUCAUAUCACUCGCAAUUGAAGAGUAGUCUUGGCGAUGGAAUUGUGGUUGGGUCUAGUAGCGCGGCACAACUCAAGGAAAACCUCGAGGCAAUGAGAGAAGGACCUCUUCCCCAGGAGGUCGUGGAUGCCCUUGACGAAGGCUGGCGGAUCAUUCAGGGCAAAGAGUUGAUCUACUGGCACUGAGUGUAGUGGAUUAAGGUAGCCUUGAUAUCAUGUGCCAGACCUGGUACUGGCAAAAUUCAAAUUAGGUAUCUAGCCUUGUAGUUGAAGCCUUUCAUCACCAGUAUAGCCUAUAGCAAAACAAUCG